ACCAAUUCAAAUCACAAUGAAGACCAAACUCUCUCUCUCUCUCUCUUAAAAUCUGUGGAGUAUAAUUCAGGGGAAAGCAGAGGAGGGGUGAAGAACAGAAAAAAAGAAUUGGGAUGGAGAAUAAAAGGGUGGUGGUGGUGGGAGGAGGAGUAGCUGGUUCCCUCGUUGCAAGAUCUCUCCAAUUCCGUGCUGCUCUCACCCUCAUCGAUUCGAAAGAUUAUUUCGAAAUACCAUGGGCAAGUUUGAGGGGAAUGGUGGAGCCAUCGUUUGCGGAGAGAUCGGUGAUUCGCCACCGCGAUUACCUCACCAACGGCCAUGUAAUUACGUCCCCCGCCAUCGACGUCACCCCUACGGAAGUCUUGACGGCGGAGGGGCGCUCCAUUCCCUACGAUUAUCUCGUCAUUGCCACCGGUCACCACGAUCCUGUUCCGACGACUAGAUUUGAGAGACUUCAACAAUACCAAGCAGAUAAUGAGAAAAUCAAAGGGGCUAAAUCCAUUCUGAUCGUCGGAGGCGGCCCCACCGGCGUCGAACUCGCCGGAGAAAUCGCGUUCGAUUAUCCCGAGAAGGAUGUUACUUUGGUGCACAAUGGGUACAGGCUGCUGGAAUUCAUCGGGCCAAAAGCUUCGAACAAGAGCCUCGAAUGGUUGAAAUCGAAGCACGUGGAUGUGAAGCUGGAGCAGAGUGUCGAUUUGGACUCGAAUUCAGGAGGAGCGUACGUGACUUCUUCCGGAGAAAUUAUCGAAGCGGAUUGCCACUUCUUGUGCACAGGGAAGCCGCUUGGUUCAGAAUGGCUCAAGGGGACAAUGUUGAAAGGUAGUUUGGAUGAGCUUGGAAGGCUGGUGGUUGAUGAGAAUCUGAGAGUCAAGGGGCACAGAAAUGUCUUUGCAAUUGGAGACAUCACUGAUAUAAAGGAAAUGAAGCAGGGGUAUUCGGCACAAAAGCAUGCUCUAGUGGCCGCGAAGAACUUGAGCAUCUUGCUCGCCGGAGGGAGACAAAGCAAGAUGGCAGCGUACGAGCCUCGUUCCUCCACAAAGGCUUUUGUUUCGCUGGGGAGGAGAGAGGCCGUGGCUCAGUUUCCGUUCACGACAGUCAUUGGAGUCGCACCUGGCUUGAUCAAAUCCAGGGACUUGUUUGUUGGAAAAACUAGGAAGCAUUUGGGUCUUGACCCUCACAUUGUUGAUGCUUAAUUAGUAGUAAUUCUUUUCAAAUGAUUUACAAUAUCUUUUCCUUAAUGAGAUUUUUGUUUUUCGUUGAAUAUAAUAUCGCACUUGCGAUAUGAACGGUUUAAGUCAUCUUUACAUGUCCUGAUUCCAUAA
Rhododendron vialii is the source of this 1319-nucleotide messenger RNA. RefSeq lists its product as uncharacterized. Gene Ontology annotation, cellular component: cytoplasm. The record is from RefSeq and is a predicted model, not a curated record. The coding region runs from base 114 to 1190 and encodes 358 amino acids. Gene Ontology annotation, molecular function: flavin adenine dinucleotide binding; electron-transferring-flavoprotein dehydrogenase activity. The transcript has 4 exons. NCBI's taxonomy places the organism in Eukaryota, Viridiplantae, Streptophyta, Magnoliopsida, Ericales, Ericaceae.